AUGGUGAGCGCGGCGUGGCCGCCGGGGCCCGCGCGGCUCCGGGGGGGCUGCGAGGGGCCCGGGGGGGCUCGGAAAGGGACCAAGAAGAGGAGGAACAACGGGCGCGCCAAGAAGGGCCGCGGGCACGUGCAGCCCAUCCGCUGCACCAACUGCGCCCGCUGCGUGCCCAAGGACAAGGCCAUCAAGAAAUUCGUCAUCAGGAACAUCGUGGAGGCCGCUGCUGUCAGGGACAUCUCCGAGGCCAGCGUCUUCGACUCCUACGUGCUGCCCAAGCUGUACGUGAAGCUGCAUUACUGCGUCAGCUGCGCCAUCCACAGCAAGGUGGUUCGGAACCGCUCGCGCGAGGCCCGCAAGGACCGCACGCCCCCGCCCCGCUUCCGCCCCGCCGGAGCAGCCCCCCGACCCCCCCCCCCAAGCCCAUGUGAGGAGACCCCGGCCCCACGCGGGACCCCCGGAGCAGAGACCCCCAGAGUCAAUAAAGGAUCUGCCCUGAGCUGCUUCUGUCCUUUGGGGGAUUUGGGGGGGGUCCUGGAGGGGUCCUGGGGGCUCCUGAGGGCAAUUUGGGGGGUCCUGGGGGGGAUUUGGGGGGUCUGA
This is a messenger RNA of Passer domesticus (house sparrow), 594 nucleotides long. It is a transcript of the gene RPS26, whose product is annotated as ribosomal protein S26. Gene Ontology annotation, molecular function: structural constituent of ribosome; mRNA binding. NCBI's taxonomy places the organism in Eukaryota, Metazoa, Chordata, Aves, Passeriformes, Passeridae. Gene Ontology annotation, biological process: translation. Gene Ontology annotation, cellular component: ribosome; cytosolic small ribosomal subunit. The record is from RefSeq and is a predicted model, not a curated record.